This is a messenger RNA of Salvia splendens (bonfire salvia), 453 nucleotides long. RefSeq names its product NEP1-interacting protein-like 2. NCBI's taxonomy places the organism in Eukaryota, Viridiplantae, Streptophyta, Magnoliopsida, Lamiales, Lamiaceae. The transcript is spliced from 4 exons. The record is from RefSeq and is a predicted model, not a curated record. The coding region runs from base 1 to 453 and encodes 150 amino acids.
AUGUUGAUGAUGAGCAACAUCAUAAAUGGGGUUUUGUUAAAGAUCAUCCACAAAUUAUAUGUAGCUCUUUUUACUUGUAUCUUUGCUUUAGGCGGAGCUGCAGUGGGCGCGAUUGCCGGAGCAAUCGAAGGGCAUACAACGGAAACCGGCCUCUCACGUGGUUUCGUUAUCGGAGCUUUGGUGGGGGCCGUCACCGGCGUCCAAUUGAUGGACCUUGUCCUUAAUGGAGACCCUUUACCUAAGAUGGCAUUAAUACGUAGUGUGAUCAAUGGAAAUGUAUUUAGGGAAUGGGUCUGCCCUCAACUCCUAAAAGCUUAUCACUGGCAGAAAAUAAAGAAUGGACAAGUGGGGAGGUGGCUUCCAAAGUGUAAGCAUAUAUUCCACCUUGAGUGCAUAGAUGGAUGGCUAAUGAGGCACCCCAGCUGCCCAAUAUGCAGGACCCAUGUUUCCUAA